CUCGCUGCUUCGACGGCGUUUACCUCUGUCUACUUUGUCCAAGCUCCAAUGUUUCUCACUCUAUGCUUUCAAUCGUUAUGACUCUUGCCCUUUUCUUCCAAAUUCAUAACACCUGCUUCUCCUGAUUUUCCCGGUAAAGUUACUGAAAAAAGAGCAGUCACGUUUCUUCAAGUUUUUGUUUGACUCUUGUGAAUUUAAUCUUUUGGAGAUUUAGAUGGAUUUAGGUCUCUAUGCAUCACUUGCCUCGAUUUUUAACUCAUAGCAAGAGGGGCGGCCCUAUGGACCCUAAGAACCGUAGGAUGCCGGGGCUGGAUCGCCGAAAUGCGGCGAAGAACAUUGAUUAUGAUGCGACGUCGGAUUGCUCAUCAAUUUCUAGCACGGAACUCAUGUCCAACAUUUCGCCAAAUGGGAGAUUUAGAAGGAUUAUUGAUUACUGGGAAAAAGGUGAGCUUCUGGGAAGGGGGUAGUUCGGAUCGGUAUAUGAAGGAAUCUCUAAUGAUGGAUUCUUUUUUGCUGUAAAAGAGGUUUCUUUGCUUGAUCAAGGAAAUGAAGGCAAGCAAAGUGUUUACCAACUUGAGCAGGAGAUUGCUCUUUUAAGUCAGUUCGAACAUGAAAACAUAGUUCAGUAUUACGGCACUGAUAAGGAUAACUCGAAACUAUAUAUCUUUCUUGAGCUUGUAACUAAAGGCUCCCUUAUGAAUCUCUAUCAGAGAUACAAUCUUCGAGAUUCACAAGUUUCUGCAUACACAAGGCAGAUUUUGCAUGGUUUGAAGUAUCUUCAUGCUCAAAAUGUUGUUCAUAGGGAUAUCAAAUGUGCAAAUAUAUUGGUAGAUGCUAAUGGAUCAGUGAAACUUGCAGAUUUUGGAUUGGCAAAGGCAACAAAAUUAAAUGAUGUUAAAUCUUGCAAGGGGACUGCAUUUUGGAUGGCACCUGAGGUUGUCAAUAGGAGAAAUCAGGGUUAUGGGCUUCCAGCUGAUGUGUGGAGCCUUGGAUGCACUGUUUUGGAGAUGUUAACCCGUCAGAUCCCAUAUUCCCAUUUAGAAUGUGUGCAGGCAUUGUUUAGGAUUGGCAGAGGUGUGCCACCGCCUGUUCCUGAUUUUCUUUCACAAGAUGCACGGGAUUUUAUUUUGCAAUGCCUACAAGUUAAUCCCAAUGAUCGUCCUACUGCUGCUCAGCUCUUAGACCAUUCAUUUGUAAGACGAUCACUUUCCACGUCAUUGUCAGGUUCUGCGUCACCUUAUAUUGGCCGAAAAUCUUGGAAGCUCUCACCUAUGACGACUGAUAAUUAGUUCUGUCCACAGCAAAGCAUGCAGGACUCAUUUAUCAUGUUGCAUAUACAAGUGGGUCGACUUGUUCUUGGACGCUGUAUUUUGCAGCCAUUAAUUUUUGGUUGCAUAAAACUAAAAGCAUGCGAGCUUGGUUUAAAUUAAUGAAGAUCGAAAUGACGUGCAGGAUCUGGCCUUGUAACUUUACUAUGAUGAUAUCAGAUUUUUUAUUCAUGGGUUCUGCUCUGAAAAUUCAACUUUAUAGCUCUGACGGUUCUUAAAGUAGCAUUUAGUUAUUUGUCUGCUGUGGAAAAGAUAAAUUGUUGUAAGAAAUGGGGAGCAGACGCCAUUGUGUGUAUAUAUCCCAUGAUUGUAGCAAAUGUCAGUGAUAAUUCAACUUUUAGUGUUUUUUUUUUUUUUUUCAAAAGUUUUGUACUACGAACGGCUUUUGUAAAAUAUGUUCCAUAUGAAUGCAUUGAUUCUAAAUUAUUUCUUUGCUGGUGAA
Messenger RNA from Hevea brasiliensis (rubber tree), 1770 nucleotides. RefSeq names its product mitogen-activated protein kinase kinase kinase 1. Gene Ontology annotation, molecular function: protein kinase activity; ATP binding. The record is from RefSeq and is a predicted model, not a curated record. Lineage: Eukaryota; Viridiplantae; Streptophyta; Magnoliopsida; Malpighiales; Euphorbiaceae. The transcript is spliced from 9 exons. Gene Ontology annotation, biological process: protein phosphorylation.